AUGGAAGCAGCGGCGCGACAGACCAACGCGGUCAUUGAACGCGAAUUCGCGACCGCUUCUCCUGCUACGACAGCCCGUGGAGCCGCAACGGCAGCAGCGUUUGAUCCCCAGUCGAUCGGUCUCGCCCCCGACUUUGUGCUGACCAAUUUCAGUGCCCUCAAAGGCUGUGGCUGCAAACUCCCGCAAGUUAAACUCCUGAGCUACUUGGACAACGUCAUGCCGACCGACGUGAAGCCCAACGAGACGCCGGGAAUGGACUCGAGUGUGGUCAAGAUCGCCCAUGGAUCGGACCUGUACCUCGUGUCGACCACCGACUUUUUCUUCCCUUCGGUCGAAGACCCCUAUGUCCAGGGCCAGAUCGCCUGUGCCAAUGUCCUAUCAGACGUCUACGCUAUGGGUGUCACUGAAGUCGACACGAUGCUCAUGAUCCUGGGCGUGUGUCGCGACAUGAGCGAGAAACAGCGCGACGUCGUCACGACGGAGAUGAUCCGCGGGUUCAAUGACCUGGCGCGCAAGGCGCAGACGAACGUCACGGGCGGCCAGACAGUCAUGAACCCAUGGCCUAUUGUUGGCGGUGUCGCCAUGAGCGUGCGAAGCGAGGCACAAAUUAUUCGUCCCGAGAACGCGGUCGUGGGCGACGUGAUCGUCUUGACAAAGCCUCUUGGCACGCAAGUUGCAGUGAAUGUGUUCCAGUGGAAGAAAAAACCCGAGCAGUGGCAGCGUGUGGCUCAGGUCGUGACGUCCGACGAUGCCGACGUGGCCUUCGAGAUGGCGUCCGAGUCGAUGAGUCGACUCAACCUGAACGCAGCAAAGAUGAUGCACAAGCAUGGUGCGCACUCUGCGACCGACGUGACGGGCUUUGGUCUUCUUGCCCACGCGCGCAACCAGGCCAAGUCGCAAUUGGCCGACGUCUCGUUUGAGCUGCACACGCUUCCAAUUAUCAAGAACAUGGUCGAGGUGAACAAGCGGAGAACGCAAAAGCGUUGUAUUCAAGAGCUGCGUGAGCUCGAUGACAAACCUGCGUGGAUCGUGGGCUGCGUGGUUGCCGGCUCAAAGGACGCGUACAUUGUACCCAGUCCAACGAUCAUUGAAGUAUCGCCGGAAGACUAA
Molecule: messenger RNA, 1110 nt
Organism: Hyaloperonospora brassicae
Lineage: Eukaryota; Oomycota; Peronosporomycetes; Peronosporales; Peronosporaceae
Source: the annotation of a GenBank genome assembly